AUGGGACAGAAAGACGAGGACUUCUUCCCGGAUGAAGUCGAGGAGCGCUUAAUCGCGGAGGAAUAUAAAAUCUGGAAGAAGAACACGCCGUUUUUGUACGACUUAGUCGUGACGCACGCGUUAGAGUGGCCGAGUUUAACCGUCCAAUGGCUUCCCGAAAGAGUAGAACAUCCAGACUCGGAGUGUUCCACGCAGAAAUUGAUUUUAGGAACGCACACGUCGGAGAACGAGCAAAACCACUUGAUGAUCGCGGAGGUGCAGUUGCCAUUGGAAGAUGCGACGGUAGAUGCGACGGAAUACGAAAACGCGUCGAAACAGAACAACGAACAAGGCUCGUACGGACAAAACGCAGGGAAAGUGCACGUGGUUCAACUCAUGAACCACGACGGCGAAGUGAAUAGAGCGAGAUAUUGCCCACACAAUCCGUUUAUGAUUGCCACGAAAACAGUCUCCGCGGAAGUGUACGUCUUUGAUUACUCGAAACACCCGUCGAAACCUCCGGCGGAUAGCGCGUGCUCGCCUGACUUACGUUUAACCGGGCACAAGAGCGAAGGGUACGGUUUGUCUUGGUCGCCUUUUAAAAAGUACACUUUGUUGUCCGGGUCCGACGACGCGCAAAUUUGCAUGUGGGAUUUGGAAUCUGCCGGAGUGGAUGGUCCGUCGAACACCUCAAACAACGCCACGAGCACGAAUAGACAAUCGCGAUCGUUAGAGGCGAACAGAGUGUUCAAAGGGCACGGCGGAGUGAUUGAAGACGUCGCGUGGCACGGAAAGCACGAACACAUUUUCGGUUCCGUCGGCGAUGAUAAAAAGAUGAUUUUGUGGGAUACGAGAGCGGCACCGGCGGAUGCGGCGACGAAUACCGUCGACGCGCACGAUGCGGAGGUGAACUGUUUGGCGUUCAACCCGUUCAACGAACACCUGUUAGCGACUGGUUCGGCGGAUAAAACUGUGGCUUUAUUUGAUAUUCGUAAAUUGACCUCGCGGUUACACACGUUUGAGAAUCACACGGAGGAGGUGUUUCAAAUUGGAUGGUCGCCAAAAUCCGAAACAGUUUUGGCGUCGUGCGGCGCGGACCGACGCGUGGCUGUCUGGGAUUUGAACAUGAUUGGCGAGGAACAAACGCCGGAGGAUGCGGAGGACGGACCGCCGGAAUUGUUGUUCAUCCACGGCGGGCACACGCAAAAGAUUUCCGAUUUUGCUUGGAACCAAAACGACGAUUGGGUCAUCGCCUCCGUCGCAGAGGACAACAUCUUGCAAAUCUGGCAAAUGUCAGAAAACAUCUACGCGGACACGCCCGAAGGCGACGACGACGCUUAA
Bathycoccus prasinos is the source of this 1320-nucleotide messenger RNA. RefSeq lists its product with no specific name. NCBI's taxonomy places the organism in Eukaryota, Viridiplantae, Chlorophyta, Mamiellophyceae, Mamiellales, Bathycoccaceae. The transcript has a single exon. Gene Ontology annotation, cellular component: nucleus. Bases 1 to 1320 code for a protein of 439 amino acids. The record is from RefSeq and is a predicted model, not a curated record. Gene Ontology annotation, biological process: regulation of gene expression. Gene Ontology annotation, molecular function: histone binding.